AUGAGAGCUUUUUCACUCCUAAGCCUUAUUGCCGUUGCCGUUAGUGGCGCCACGUUCAACCAGCCCGUCCUCUGGGAGGACCUGGCGGACCUGGAUGUCUUCCGUGUCGGAGACAAGUUUUACUACUCCGCAUCUACUAUGCACUACUCACCUGGUGCACCCAUUCUUCAGUCUUCUGACCUUGUGAAUUGGGAGUACAUCGGCCAUUCAGUACCCUCACUCGAUUGGGGCUCCAAUUAUGAUCUCCAAGGAGGUUCGGCGUACGUCAAGGGAAUAUGGGCCUCGACUAUGAGAUAUCGCGCAAGCACUGGGACCUGGUACUGGAUCGGCUGCAUCGAGUUCAGCAAGUCCUACGUCUUCACUUCGUCUUCCGCUACAGGGCCAUGGAAACAGAGUAGCGUCAUCAACACAUGCUACUAUGACUGCGGCCUUCUCAUAGACGACGACGACACCAUGUACAUAGCGUACGGGGGCACCCAAAUUCACGUCGCUCAACUCUCUUCAGACGGCCUCAGCCAGGUGAAGACGCAGCAAGUGUUCUCAUCGACCGUGGGAUCAAUCGAAGGAUCGCGCUUCUACAAAAUCAACGGGCAGUACUAUAUCUUCAACACUCUCCCUGCCAAUGCGGAGUAUGUCCUUAAAUCCAGCAGCCCCUGGGGUCCAUAUACCCAGAAGCUGUUGGAAAGUAAUAUCGCGACACCGAUUUCUGGGGGAGGAAUUCCUCACCAGGGAGGCAUUGUUGAUACCCCCAACGGCGACUGGUACUACAUGGCCUUCGUGGACAGCUACCCCGGAGGUCGUGUCCCCGUUUUGGCUCCCAUUACCUUUGGGUCGGACGGAUUCCCUGUCAUCACUACUGUGAAUGGAGGCUGGGGAACUUCCUACCCCUAUCCGAUGACGCCUCAAGUGCUCGCCAGUCCGACUGGAGCCGAUACUUUCCAGGGAACCUCCCUUGGCCCUCAGUGGGAAUGGAAUCACAACCCUGACUCGUCAUCAUACUCGAUAAACAACGGCCUCACGUUGCGCACAGCCACAGUGACGAACGACCUCUAUGCAGCUCGAAACACUCUCACGCACCGCAUCCUCGGUCCUCAGUCAUACGCGACCAUCCAGCUCACUAUUGGAAACAUGCAUUCGGGCGACCGCAGCGGCCUGGCUAUGCUUCGCGAUUCCUCCGCUUAUGUGGCUGUCAUCAAAAACGGCAGUACUUUCCGAGUGAGCAUGGUCGAGGGACUCACUAUGGGUUCCGGCUGGACCACUCUUUCAACCGGGCAUGAGGUAUCCGGACUCAAUCUUCCUAGUGGGACUUCGAAACUCUGGUUGCGCGCCGCUGCCAACAUUCAGCCGGGUAGCGGCCGGACUGCGAGCUUUUCGUAUAGCAUCGAUGGCUUGAACUUUGCAGGCAUCGGCACCCCGUACGUCCUGAACAAUACCUGGAAUUUCUUCAUGGGUUAUCGAUACGGCAUUUUCAAUUAUGCCACUUCGGCACUCGGAGGGAGCGUGGUGGUCAACUCCUUCGAUAUGGAGAGUGGAGUUCCAUCCACCACAACGGCUGCUUUUACUACGACUACGAAGGCCAGCACGACCAGCACCACAUCGCAACCCAGUACUAUCACAGCUGUCCCCACAACUACAGCUGGAGCCACUCAGACAAAAUGGGGACAAUGCGGGGGAAGUGGCUGGACAGGUCCAACCGCAUGCGCCGCAGGGUCGACCUGUUCGGCCGGGAACCCGUACUAUUCUCAGUGCGUGUAA
Messenger RNA from Penicillium brasilianum, 1755 nucleotides. The record is from the annotation of a GenBank genome assembly. Lineage: Eukaryota; Fungi; Ascomycota; Eurotiomycetes; Eurotiales; Aspergillaceae.